Molecule: messenger RNA, 1823 nt
Organism: Quercus robur (English oak)
Lineage: Eukaryota; Viridiplantae; Streptophyta; Magnoliopsida; Fagales; Fagaceae
Exons: 10
Coding region: 255-1571 (438 amino acids)
Biological process (GO): post-translational protein targeting to endoplasmic reticulum membrane
Cellular component (GO): membrane; TRC complex
Molecular function (GO): molecular adaptor activity; protein binding
Source: RefSeq, a predicted model, not a curated record
UGAAGACAAGAAUGAAGGUGCAGCCAAACAAAAAAUGAAUCUUUCAGAAAACCCCAACACGACACAUGACCAGAGAGGAAAGUUGAGAACUUUGAGAUAGAGACACAGCACAGCUCACGCGGAAGAAGAAGAAAGCUCCCGAAAGAUCCGAAGCGCCCAUAUAUAUAUAUAUAUAUAUCACCGUAACGCUCAACCCUUCUCUUCCCUUGUUGUCAUGCGAAAUCGCCUUCGUUCUCACUCUCUCACACUCUCCAAUGGCUAAUCUCAACCUCACCACCGAUUCCCCUCUCUCUCGUCGCAUUGUUCGUGCCUUCCUCAACUUCCUCAACUCAGUUGAACCUGCUCCAGGUGUUGAUGUUGAAGGUCUUGAAGUUGUGACGGAAUGUUUGACGGAGGCGUUUAAGCUUGAUUCAUCUUCUGUCAAUGAUCAUACAAAUCCCAAUUCGUUGGUUGACAUAUUCCGUUCAUUGGAAAGAACUGAGAAUCAGGAAAUCAUAACUGAUUCUGCUCAUGGGGCUAUCUCAGGGGAUGCUCCCAGUUCGUCCUCUGCUCAGAAUGCCACUAAUGCUAAGCUUACAGAGCAGGCUGAUGAUUGGAUGGGGAAACCUCAAGUAUCUGGAGUGUCUAAGGAUGAACUUUUUGGACAAUUCUUUGCGGCGCUUGAGAAAAUUCACUUUGUCAGAACCAUGCCUGAUGGGAAUGAUGACCCAGUCCAAUUGGAGAAAGCAACUCGUUUAUUUCAUGAUGCUCUAAGUGAAAUGGAAAGAUCUGGAUGCAAGAUAUAUAAUAUAGACAACCUGGCUGAGACGUUAAAAUCACAAGGUAACAGGGCGAUGCAGUCAAAGCUAUACUCCGAUGCAAUUGAGUUGUAUAAUUGCGCCAUUGCACUUUGUGAAAAUAAUGCUGUUUACUACUGUAACAGGGCAGCUGCUUACACUCAGAUCCACAAAUAUACUGAAGCAAUCAGGGACUGUGUUAAAUCCAUUGAAAUUAACCCAAACUAUAGCAAGGCAUACAGUCGUCUGGGGUUAGCUUAUUAUGCACAAGGGAACUACAGUGAUGCCAUUAACAAGGGAUUUAAGAAAGCCUUGCAAUUGGAUCCAAAUAAUGAAUCUGUCAAAGAAAAUAUUCGGGUUGCUGAGCUAAGAUUGAGGCAAGAGCAACAACGUACAGAACGUGAUCAGAAUACAAGUUCAGCAAGUCAUAGUGAUCAGGAAUCCCAAAACCAAUCUAGGGGAGUGCCAAGGAGUACUCCGCCUCCAUUUACUUCUAUGCCAUUUGAUGCUUCUGCCCUCCCUGCUGAUUUUGCAAGCAUGUUUAUGAACAUGGCCGCAAAUGCCGCCAAUUCAUACCAGGGACAGCAUUCUCAAGACAUGCAUGGAGAAGAUAGCAAUGCGAACGGACCUGAAGAGCCAGAAAUAAGAAUAGGAGGGAACAUUAAUAUGAAUUUUGGAGAACAAAUGCCUGAGGAGCUAACAGGAGCUUUGAGAUCUGUGAUGGAGAUGUUCACAGGGGCAGCAUCUCAGCGAAACUCACAAGACACUACGAAUGAAAGACCAGAGCCGAACUAAAAUGGUGGUAGUGUGUUGGAACUUUAUAAAUAUUCUCACUACUUCUGUAUAAUUUUUCUUCUUUUUACUUUUUUACAAGGAUUUUUUUCUUCAAAUUUGAAUAUUUGACGAGUAAGGGAUGGACAUCAACCUUUGAGACAAAAGCUGACUAAAUUAUUUUAGUAGCCUCAACAUUUGUUUCUGGGAUAGACAUCAACCUUUGAGACAAAACUGACUAAAUUAUAUUAGUGGCCUCAACAUUUGUUUCUGAAA